Molecule: messenger RNA, 888 nt
Organism: Micromonas commoda
Lineage: Eukaryota; Viridiplantae; Chlorophyta; Mamiellophyceae; Mamiellales; Mamiellaceae
Exons: 1
Coding region: 1-888 (295 amino acids)
Biological process (GO): spliceosomal complex assembly; spliceosomal snRNP assembly
Cellular component (GO): nucleus; SMN complex; spliceosomal complex
Source: RefSeq, a predicted model, not a curated record
AUGAGUCUGGACAAAGUUGACGAAGAGCACUACGAGGAUGACGAGGACUUCGAGGAGGAGGAAAUCGAUAUCGAGGAGGAGGAGGAGGAGGAGGAGGAUGAGAAGGUCGCCGAGGACGAGGACAGGCGACAGGGCAUGCGGGCCCGCGCGUUACCCGCGGAUGGUGACCCCGAUUUCGACUCUGGCCCUCCCGUCGAUGGAUUCGAGUACCUUCGCAGGGUGCGGCACGAGGCAAAAAACGUCCCGGACGUGAUGGUAUCUCCAACUAUCGAUCCGCGGGCGUUCGAUCACAAACAAACGCGUGGCUACGUGCCGGAGCUCGGCGGUUACGUGCCGCCGAAAUGCCCGGACUGUGCCAGGCCGGAUAAGGAUUGGCAACGGGAGUUUCUUGCCGACUUCUCCGACCUUCGCGCGUGGGUGUUGAGGACGGCGGCGAGGCGAGAGACGUCUGGCCAAUCGGCAGGAGGUGGGAAGGGGCUCGCUCUUGCAUCUCAAGCGGCACUGGAGCGAAUGGAUGACUUAAAUGAGCCCGAAGGCGUGAGCUUCGAUACGUUAAUCAGGAGCGACGAGGUUUCGGCGGCUGCGGCGUUCAGGGCUCACGCGAGGGCACUUGCUUCACGGCUGUCUGCUGAGGAGGAUGAGUUGGCUAAGAGCGCUGAACCGAUGACACCCGCGAUUUUGCACGCGCGCGCUUCUUGGUUCUACGCUCUCGCUGCACGUGUUGGCUUACCACUGGACGCUGAAACUUCUGCAUCGGUUCGGGCGUUGGCGAGGGCGCUCGCGAUGCGCCGGUCGAAGGUGACGAGCUCACGUGACCCGUCCCUGCCGCACAUCCAGGUUUGCCUGGCGGUCGCGGGCAAGUACUUCGGGCAGUUCAGCGAGGAGUGA